AUGCCAGAUCCUGAUGGGGCUCGAGAAUCCCAAUGGCUACCAUUUAUUCGCAACACACUUAAAUUUGAUGACAAAACUAUUCUGAUUGGACAUAGCUCAGGUUGUGAAGCAAUCAUGAGAUUAAUCGAACACGAUAAAGUACGAGGAGUCAUACUUGUAGCAGCAUGUCAUACUGAUCUUGGUAAUGAGGAUGAAAAAGCAAGCGAAUAUUACAAUCGACCAUGGAAUUGGGAGGCAAUGCGAGCAAAUGCGGAAUGGAUUGUGCAACUACAUUCGCCUACUGACAAAUUUAUUCCAGUAGCCGAAGCACGUUUUGUAGCUGAGAAUUUGAAAUCGGAGUACAUGGAAUUGAAAAAUCGCGGUCAUUUCAUGGGUGCGCAACUUCCAGAAGUGCUCAAAGUGCUCAAAGAAAAAUGUUAA
Molecule: messenger RNA, 420 nt
Organism: Adineta ricciae
Lineage: Eukaryota; Metazoa; Rotifera; Eurotatoria; Adinetida; Adinetidae
Source: the annotation of a GenBank genome assembly